Molecule: messenger RNA, 2186 nt
Organism: Rhododendron vialii
Lineage: Eukaryota; Viridiplantae; Streptophyta; Magnoliopsida; Ericales; Ericaceae
Product: NADP-dependent glyceraldehyde-3-phosphate dehydrogenase-like
Exons: 10
Coding region: 214-1830 (538 amino acids)
Molecular function (GO): lactaldehyde dehydrogenase (NAD+) activity
Source: RefSeq, a predicted model, not a curated record
UGAUCAUUCUAUACUUGGUCAUCAAUUUUUGUCCCUAAAACGUCCUUCCCAUAAAGCUAGUUAGCCAAUAGUACUAUUAGCAAGGAGUUCGAUACCAAUUUUGUGUUAAUUAUCGGCUCUGAAAUACAAUUUUAUCUGUAAGGUUCCAAAUACUGGAGAUGGCUCUAAUGUUAGAAUUGGGAAAGUAAAUAUGUAGAUUUGUCAACAAAAUCAAUGGAUUUAUUAACUUUUGGAGGGCCAUGGUCACCCUUAACUAUUCCUGUUCUUCAUCGGCAAGAAUCGUCGAUAACGUCAGUCACGGCUGCCGGAAGAUCUUCCCUCAUGAAGCCAAUGACUUACAAUGAAGGGACCUGUGCGUUUUCAGAGAUCAUAGAAGGCGACGUUUACAAGUACUACUCCGAAGGGGAAUGGAAGGUCUCAAGCUCUGGCAAAACUGUGUCCAUCGUCAACCCAACAACCAGGAAAACCCAAUUCAAGGUCCAAGCUUGUAAUCAAGAAGAGGUUAACAAGAUUGUGGAAUCUGCAAAGGCCGCCCAGAAAUCAUGGGCGAAAACGCCGCUGUGGAAGCGGGCAGAAUUGCUUCACAAGGCGGCUGCAGUGCUUAAAGAGCAUAAGAAGCCCAUUGCUGAGUGCCUUGUGAAAGAAAUUGCCAAACCUGCUAAAGAUGCUGUCACUGAAGUUGUGAGGUCUGGGGACUUGGUGUCAUACUGUGCCGAAGAAGGGGUUAGAAUUCUUGGGGAAGGGAAGUUUCUGGUGUCUGAUAGUUUCCCUGGAAAUGAAAGGACCAAAUACUGCCUCACUUCCAAGAUUCCACUUGGUGUUGUUCUGGCUAUCCCACCAUUCAACUAUCCUGUCAAUCUUGCAGUCUCAAAAAUUGCUCCUGCACUAAUUGCUGGUAACUCCCUUGUGCUCAAGCCUCCCACCCAGGGUGCUGUAGCUGCACUUCAUAUGGUGCAUUGCUUUCACUUGGCUGGUUUUCCAAAAGGCCUUAUCAGCUGCGUUACUGGAAAAGGCUCGGAAAUUGGAGAUUUCCUGACAAUGCAUCCUGGAGUUAACUGUAUAAGUUUUACGGGUGGGGACACUGGAGUUGCAAUCUCGAAGAAGGCUGGGAUGAUCCCUCUUCAAAUGGAACUGGGUGGGAAAGAUGCGUGCAUCAUUCUUGAGGAUGCUGAUUUGGAUUUGGCAGCAUCCAACAUUGUUAAAGGAGGCUUCUCUUACAGUGGUCAGAGAUGCACAGCAGUUAAGGUUGUCUUGGUAAUGGAAUCUGUAGCAGAUGAACUUGUCAAGAAAGUCAAUGAGAUAUUGGCAAAGCUGACUGUGGGGCCACCAGAGGAUGACUGCGAUAUAACUCCAGUUGUCACGGAAUCCUCAGCCAACUUCAUUGAAGGGCUUGUAAUGGAUGCAAAGCAGAAAGGAGCGACGUUUUGUCAGGAAUACAAGAGGCAGGGCAAUCUCAUAUGGCCGUUGCUUUUAGACAAUGUUCGACCCGAUAUGAGGAUAGCGUGGGAGGAACCGUUUGGCCCAGUUUUACCUGUUAUUAGAAUUAACUCUGUUGAAGAAGGAAUACGCCAUUGUAAUGCUAGCAAUUUUGGUCUUCAGGGUUGUGUCUUCACAAGGGACAUCAACAAAGCGAUUUUGAUUAGUGAUGCAAUGGAGACAGGAACAGUUCAGAUUAACUCUGCACCAGCUCGUGGACCGGAUCAUUUCCCUUUCCAGGGUCUUAAGGACAGCGGAAUCGGUUCGCAAGGAGUAACCAACAGUAUUAAUAUGAUGACGAAAAUCAAGACCACUGUAAUCAAUUUGCCCUCUCCUUCUUACACCAUGGGUUGAUGAUUCCAAUACGUAAUAAUUCAUCAAAAGAAUGUUAUUAGCUGAGUGUCGGCUGCUGCUGGGAUAGUGAACAUUUUCAGUAUGUUUAGUUCUUUGGAAUGUCAAGUACAAGAUGAGUACAAGGGUUUAUACCCACUAGUAGUAUAUAUGGUUAUUACCUUUUUUUGGCUUAAAAUUAUAGGCCUUUUGCCACAGGAAUAUGAGCUUUGAGCGGAGGAAAUUGGAAAACCGAUACUUGUAUUCUACUAGUCGCUUUGUUUUUGUUUUGUGGAUCAGCUACUAAUAUUUGGAGUCGUGGUUAUCACACCCAACUUUUAUAUAGACAUUUUGUUAGUGUGACCGGAGUUGGCCAAAAA